Molecule: messenger RNA, 9417 nt
Organism: Rhopilema esculentum
Lineage: Eukaryota; Metazoa; Cnidaria; Scyphozoa; Rhizostomeae; Rhizostomatidae
Biological process (GO): cell surface receptor protein tyrosine kinase signaling pathway; positive regulation of kinase activity; protein phosphorylation
Cellular component (GO): plasma membrane; signaling receptor complex
Molecular function (GO): ATP binding; transmembrane receptor protein tyrosine kinase activity
Source: RefSeq, a predicted model, not a curated record
CGAUACCUUUGCAAUGCAAAGGUAUCGCUGUGGAUGAACUGAAGGAACCUUUCCAGGAAAAAGGAAGAAAAUACUAAGUGGUACGGGUCCUUAAGGGAAAGAAAAACCUUCAUCAAAAGAAAAACAAACUGGUAAAUCCGAUUUCAGAUAAACCCGAGAAGGACAACUGGUUAAAGAUUAAGCAAAAAUAUUUUGGAUUGGUAGGAUAGUAAAGACGUUACAAUCCUCUAUUAUUUUUGAUUGAAACUUUCUAAUGUUAAAAUUUAUAUAAUUACUGAAAGCACACUGCAACAUUUCCAGAUUUGUUUUUCUAACUAGCAGGAAAAUAUUGUGUACAAACAUACAUAUUUUGUUUUUAUAUAAACUAUACAUAUAAGAAGUAUGUCUGCUGAUUCUUCCGUGGUACAGUGCUCAAUACGUUUGCAGGUAGAGCCUGAUAUUUCGGAGCUGAAGAAAAUCAAACUACGGGUUUUAUCUAUACAAGCCUGAUUCGUUAAUAACUAACUCUUCUGGAGAUCCUACAAGAGACAAUGUUGCUGCAAUCCAAUUUUUGUUUAUUGAACUAAAUUCACUUCGUUUUGUGUAUGAAAAAAUUGUUUCCUCCAUAAUCAUCUUCUUAAUAUUAACUUCUAAAUCACAACUUCCAAAAAGUCGAAGAUUACAGAGCCAAAAAGUAGAAGAAGAUUAUCUGAACCACGGGGCCUAAGUUGAGGCUUUUUAUCACAAAAAGUCCCUUUACAACAAGACUGAUUCUGUAGGCUUGAAAUUAUAAAUUUCCUUUAUUUUUUUGAUAUUUUUAAGGGUUUACAGCUGUAAGGAUUCUGCCCUUUCAGGUUGGAUUUUUUAAAAUGCAUUUACUUUAGUUUUUGGUCUGAAAAUUUGGGUUGGAAAUUUUUGCUGGCGGAAGGCGAAUGGAAUUUUUGCCGGAUUGACUUCAUUUAGGCCUCUUCAAACCGAUCUUCAAUUUCCAAAAAUUAGCCAAAAAUUAUCACGCGAAAACAUUUGCUUUUGUGAGAAAAUUAAGAUGAACUGAAGGACAUGACAAAAUUGCCUUCUGUUACUCACGAUUUGCUUUUCAAUCGAGUAUUGCACCCGCUCUAUUUGCACGAGAAAUUCCAUAGACAAAGCAUUCCAUAAAGAAUGGAACACUGAACUCAACGUAAGCGAGAAUGACCCAGUACCAUCUAAAACGUCUAAUUUUUCACCGCUUAUAUACCUUAUAUCGCGAUUUAUUUCUUAACAGCAAAAUAAAGGAAAAAUGGAUUUCGCUCAUGUUCGAAGGAAAAAAGUUGCUCGUAGGUUUUAUUAAGUUAUGUGAGUCAGCAAGAGAGUUUGUACUUUAACCAGUAAAACGAGCUAGAUGCUGCUAAGAAAUUACGACGGAAAGAAAAUGAAAUAGGAGGGGGUUACUUUUAGAAGAGCAAGGCAUAUGUUCCUUCCUGUUCCAUACUUUGUUAUAAAGGAAGCAUCCAUGGGCAAUUAUUGGGAGAUGGCAAUUCUCGUUACUUACGACCUUGAUGUUGCAGGUAUUUUUAGCGUUACAUUUACCCAAAAGCAACAAAAACGUGUAUUUGCUGCGUUUAUUUUAUUUAAAUCAGUUGCAAGUAAUUUUUUUAUUAGAAACAAACACGACCCAUUAGUACAUUGUUGGCUAGAGGUAGCAAUGGGAUCUCGUGCAGAUCGACGAAGAGAGAAUAUGUUCGUGUAACAGUAAAACUCGCGUGUUGUGUUACUGCUGAAAACUGCUCACACCACUAAUCAUAUGAUGCAAUUAAGUAACAAGACUUCAUUUAGUCGACUAUUGUGUAAGAAAAUUACUUACUGUCGACAUCAAAAGAUUAAUAUCCGGAUAAGGUUGUUAAGAUUUGUGUUCUUGAUGAACAAAAUUGGACGUUUAUACCUGUAGCACUGAAAAUAUUGUCCGUCACCUUUCUGAAGGCAACAGAACCUUUAUGGAGGAAAAGAAACCUUUCUGAAGGCAACAGAACCUUUUUGGAGGAAAAAGAACCUUUCUGAAGGCAACAGAACCUUUUUGGAGGAAAAAGAACCUUUCUGGAGGGGAAAGAAACCUUUCUGUAGAGACAAAAAGAAUCUUUCUGGAGGUAGGGAUCGACUUUUUUGAAGUUGUCAACUUGUUUAUUGAAUUUUUUCUCUACCUACACUUUUUUCCAUUGUACAAAUUUUCCCGUUAAUUGGUAUUCUAUGUAAUUUGUUGCCAUGCUUCUAGGAGAAACUCUGGAGCUUUCAACACCAUUAGCACCAUCUUCUGGAAUUCCAUCUGGAUCUGAUAAAUCUGCAUUCUAAAUUUGAUAAACUGCCCUCUUGUUCCCCUUCAACGCACCCUCAUUAAUCAGGGUUCCUUAUACACAUGCAGGGCAGGCAGAAGACGACAUUUGGCCACUAGGCCUCGCUGUAAAGCUUUAAAAGAAUGCCCUAAUGACGAGGAAGUGAACCAGUUCAUGUAUCUGAUGUGAUCCAAAGUUCAAAACUCAAGCAAGAGGCACACCUCGUGAAUAGCAGAAAAGUGGAGGGCAUGUGUCACUGGUACUUGCCAUAGACCCAUUUCCAAAUUUUCCAAACUUUGCAGAUUUUCCUCUUGAAAGCCUAUCAAUUUACCUCAAACAAAAUUUUCCCCAUCCCCCGUUGCUUCGCCACUUCCCUCCUCAAAUGCCCAUUCCCUUCUUGAAAAUUUUUCUAACCGAAACGAGGCUUUAGUGCAGCGACUUCGAAAGCGAUAAACAAGAGAUGGGGAGAGGAAGAACUUGAUUGCGUAUUUGCGAAUUUUUAUAAGAAGAUAUUUUUCUGUUUUUAUGAAUGGAGCUGGAUAAAGACCAGAAGAUUAUUUAUGGAUUAUUAUCAGAAGAAAGACUGGAAGCAUUCUUCCCUUCAUUCAGGUCCCAACUCCAUGUUUAUAAGGUUGAAGAUCUCUUGCAUGUCACCAGGAACGAUUUGUUCAGGAUUGGAGUAUUAUCUGGGCCGGACAUUCGUAGGUUUGAGAAAGUUAUCGGAAAAGUGACAAAGAAUGCAGGUUUAAAGGGAAUUUUUACGAAAGUCUUACCAAAAAAGCAAAAACAAGGCAUUGAAAUUCCUGCAACUGUUAGCUUGUGGGAACAGUUUGAGCCAGUUAUCAUAAAAACAGAGGAUCUUAAGCUGCAAGAGGUGUUAGGGUCAGGAAACUUUGGAGAGGUGUAUAAAGGGCAAUGGAUGAGGCAUAUUGGCGGACAGGAAAAUACUAUACCAGUUGCUGUUAAAUGUUUGAAGGAAGAUUCUAACCAAUCAUUUAUAAAAGAAGUCUCAAUCCUUUCCCAACUUGACCAAAAGCAUGGAAACAUAAUUAAACUUUAUGGAAUUUCUAUACAAGCUGAUGUUAUCAAAAUGGUUACAGAGUAUGCAGAAGGAGGUUCACUACUGGAAAAGCUACAGACUGGCCAAAUUUUGCUAAUUUCAUUGCUAUGCCAAUUUGCAGUUCAAAUUGCAUCUGGUAUGAUGUAUUUGGAACAAAAGGGCCUAGUCCAUCGUGACUUGGCAGCCAGGAACAUUCUCGUAACAGCUCACAAUCAGGUGAAAAUAAGUGAUUUUGGAUUAGCGAAAUUGGUUGGACAAGAGAAUCAAUGGGUAAUGACUGCUCCUGAAGCUCUUCCCAUAAGAUGGGUGGCGCCAGAGAGUUUGUUGGAAGGGAAGUUCACAAGUGCAAGUGAUGUGUGGAGUUUUGGUGUUGUUUUGUGGGAGAUGUUCACGUUUGGUGAAUUUCCGUGGUCUGAAUUCAGCUCAAAGGAGGUUAUCGAGAAAAUUAAGAAUGGAGAACGCCUACAAGAACCAGACUAUUGUCCUUCAAAUAUUUAUACGCUCGUUAUGAAACGAUGCUGGGCUGAAAAUCCAGAAGAAAGGAUGAAAUUCGAACAAGCUCGAUCUUGUCUUGUAAAUAUCCACCCAACAUCAAGCUUUGCUGUAUCCUAUCGAAAAGAACUCGGAAAACUCCAUUAUUCAGUCGGGGAUAUUAUCAUAGCUAUAAAACCAUACCAGGGAAGCUCUGACUUGUGGGUUGGCCAAAAUGAAAGAACAUUGGAAUUUGGGACAUACAUUAAGUCCGAGACACAGCCACAUCUGACAAAGAUUCCUGCAGCUUCACCCUCGCAUCUUAGUCCUGAUAACGGGAACCCAGCGACUAUUUCAACCACUUCUUCUGUGACUUAUUGCGUGCAAAAGCAAAAGCGGAGCCAGCCAAUCGCAGUACCGAACGAAGAUAAUCAUGCUCGACAUCAAAAACAAAGUAGGCCUGUAUCUUUUGACUCGUCACCGUCUUCAAGGAGCCCUCCUUCUAGGAGGCCGCCCUCCAUGAGCCCGCCCUCAUGCAGCCCACCCUCCAGGAGCCCUCUGUUCGUGUGCGACGAGUCCACGCCCACAGAUCGACCGCCGCUUCCUCCAAAGAGGGAAGACAGAAAAAUGCCCGUGGACGACAUUUUUUUGAAUAAGGAUUAUUUAUCCUCUGAUACUGAAGCUAGUUUGCAGAAUGAAGAAUCUUUAUAUUCAACAAUUGAUGAAUUGAAACGUGAAGUUGAUGGGGGUCAGAACCUGGAUUCAAAUGGGCAACCGAGACCAGUGCCAAGUGCUGACAAACUAGCGUCUGGAACUGUACAGCGAUAUCCAUCAAUGUACGUGAAAAUGCACGAGGGAGAGCAAAACACGAGUGAUAAACAGACUCAUCCAAAUAGAAAACACUCGAACACUGCAGUCGAUACGGCGCCCCAACUUCCUUCUCGGCGAAUGCCUUUCGAUGGCUCGAAGCCUCCAGCUCUUCCACCGAGAAAAAUCUCCUCUAGUAUUCCUACGGAAUCAUCAAAACCAACAGACCAUAAUGGUGAAAAGCCUGGUCCAUUGAUGUCAAAGAGCGAAGCGCCCACUCCUGAUAAACUACUUGAAUCAACGCAAAGAAAAAUAUUAAUUUCGCAGAACGAAAACCAACAGGUGAUGCAAGCAAUCAAGCAGAAAGAGGCCAAAAACACCCGAGCUCGAAAUGCUUCUGGUUCCAGUUUGAAAGAUUUGGAAACAGAAUUUGACAAUUUAGCUGUCCGAGAAAAAGCAAAGAAACCCCGAAAGCCUCCCAGAACAUCUAAAACUUUUUAUUUUGACGAUUGUUCUUUGCAGGAAACCUCUCCAGAUUACGAGAACAAUCUAGUUUUCCAACUAGAUCCAUCCGCAUGGUCAAAUUCGGCAAGCAAUAGACAAGAAGACAUUGUUGUGCGCUCUCGUCCGCUUCCUGCGAAUGGAGAUUCAGAAUCUGAUCGUAUUGGUUACGCAGGUGUUGCUCCUAGUGAAGGCGUUCUGUUGAAGUUGCAUGUGCCUAAAAAGAAAUAUGGCUCUGCAGAACGUAUGAAGAAGCUGCGAAAGACGCAAUCACUAGAGUCAGUCUGCGUUGAGCAAAAUGAAGGGUGUCCAAACGCGUCGAAUCAAGCUGAGAGAGCACGCUCAAAAACAAAUUACUUGGACGCUGGAUUUUUCAACAGCUCUAUCGAUAGUGACUCAUCUGAAGGCGACGGAAUGUUUGGAUCUAGUCUAGACAGUAUUGGCUAUCAAAAACUCGAUAGUGAAUCGAAGGGCGUUGCCAAGAGAAGGACGAUAUUUGGUAUAAAGCUCAGAAGGAGAAGUAAGAAAGACAGAGAUAGUACCGAAAGAAGAAAGUCUUCAAUUGAAAACCUAGCUCAGUUGAUCACACAGGUAAUAGAGGAGAUGCCGCUAGCGUCUCAGGCAGAUGCUGCCUCUGCUUUAGAGAUAUCGAGAUUCAAUGUUGAGGAUGCUGUGAAGUUUCUAAAGGUGAAAGAAUUGGUUAAGCUAGAGUUAUGUCCUCAAUCCACCUGCCUUGAUAUGUUGAAAACGUACGAUUGGAAUGUUCAAGAAGCGUCUUAUGCAAUUAAGAUACAUUACAUAAUGGCCAUUUACCUUGAUUUGUCAAUGGAAAUGGCUGCUAAGUUAUUACGAGAGAAUGGCUGGAAUAUCGCCUUUGUUUUGAAUUUACUGAGAAUACCAAUGUACUUAGAAGAAAGCAAAGAAAUCGGAUUCACAGAAAACGAGGCUACCAAAAUGCUGGCCUCGUGUAGGAAUGACAUUGAUAUGGCGUUGUGUUCGUUGAAAGUAAAAAUGGUUGCGGAUAUUACGCAGAAACCGCAAGAAUACUGCAGGAAAACGCUGGGCCAUUGUCAGUGGAAAGUCGAUCGUGCAGUGAACUUUAUAGUCGAGUCUGGCUAAGUAUCUGGCGUUACCUUGGCAACUGCUAAAACAUCUUUUCCAGGCAGUACUGGGCAGCAAUUCUACUUCAUAUCAUUUUUCAAUUGUAAUUUUAUGACAGCAUAGGCACGGGUUUACAUUAUGGAUACAAAUAUUUUCGAUUUUUGCUUUUAUGAUCUUCUAUGCAAAUUUUGUAAAAAAAUUGAUUAGAGUGAAACAUCAGAUAAUUUAAAGUACAGGAUAUAUUGUAUUUUGGGAAUUUGCAAAAUCUCUUUAAAACUUGUGUUUUUGUCUUUCAUAACUUUUGCAAUAAAGUUUUCUUUUUAAAAGCGCUGAUUCACCAAUAUCCUCACCCAAUUUUUCGACUCCUUUUGCCUUUUCUUGAAAAUUGGAUCCCUGAAAAGUAUUCACGAUAUUCGCCCAGUGGAAACCAAGCUUUAAUGCGAAUAUAACCCUUUUCACGGUUUCUAGCGCCAUUAUGAAUUAGAUGAACAAAUUGGCACAAUAAUGACACGCAACAAAAACAAAAAUUAUACCAAAUUCUCAAAAUUAUUUAAAAAACAUUAGAUAGAGUUUUUUCAAGAUGUAUUUGCCAUGAUCUAAACUUUAAACUAUAUAUUUUUGAGGAUAAACAGCUUACAAAUAUCAUUUUGUCUAUUUUCUCUGUUAGGUACAGCCUAAAGUUUGCGUCGUUCACAGGACGGCACGUUUCUCUAUAAAGCAACCACCUUUUCGUAUCAAUCAAAGUCCAUAUAAUAGUAAACAUAUUGGAUUGAACUCCUUUCAGUGCCAAAAUUCUCUACUAUCUCUGUAGGUGUUACUAAAAUCAGUUGCUUUAUCCUUGGUAUCGGGAAUAAAAUGGACAUGCAAGGAUAACCCUCUUGGUCCGUCACAGGCUAACCUUUUGUUGGUUUAACGAAAAUAAAUAUGAUGCGAGAUAUAAAAGAAGAAACUGGAUUACCUUCCAGUGUAUGCAGUAAGCUGACAUUUACUGGUCAGUAAGAUCGUUGGAAUACUUCAGUUUGAAUAUCAAAUCGAUAACAAUAACGAUCUGCUUUUCCGCUAUCGAGCUUUGUGUUGUCAUGAUUCCACCCAAUAAAAUUAAUUGCUUUGCCAUUUAUUGAAAAAAGUCAAGUUGAUUACAAACUUUUGUGCCCAUGCAAGGUUGUAAUGUUAGAGGGGCUCAGGGGGCUGAUCCUCCUUUGAUUAUAUUACUUUGGCUAUUGUUUUUUUGCAACAUAUUGCGCAAGUUACCCCAUUGCUAUUUUGAUAGCACUUCACCCAAACCCACCAGCCUCAGGCCAGUAAAGAGCAGACAUAAAUGACCCAAAUAAAUGACGUUAUUUGAAAAAGUCAGAAUGCCCAAAUAAAUGACGAUUUUUUUUAAAACUGUAUCAUUUUUUCAAAGUAAUAACGUGUUUGUACAUGGAUAAGGGCAUUGUUAGAAAUAAUAGUUGUUCUCAUUACGUGAUUUGGUAGCAUACGCUCUUUAUCUGUGGCUGGAUUGUUCCUAAUUUGUUCUUAAAGGGUGUAGGCAGUGCAAUUGCUAGCUAUCGCGCUUUAAAAAGGUUUUCAGGCCUCGUUUGCUAACAAAGAGAGUGAGAUAUUCUUUUUUUACCGACAAGUUUGAAAAUUCACCGAAAAAGCACCCCUAGAUGGCAUAAAGAACCUCGUUUUAAGACAAUACACUUAUCAAAAUUACAUUUUGCAGUAGCACAGCCUCAACUUGUUCUCACUUUGUUCUUAAAUUUUAACCAAAUUUGAGGCUCAUGUUCUUACAAAAUUGUUCUUAUAAAAGCGAGUGUAUCCCGGCAUUACAAAAUGAAACGAUAUACUUCUUGCAAGUUCAGUUUUGCAUGACCAAAUACCUGGUUUUAUACGUAUUUUCAAAAAUCUUAAACGCAAAAAACUUCGUCGUGACCAAAUUUCGUCUCCUUUUGAAUUUCGUCGAAAAAAAUUUUGUCAAAAUAUUUGUCCGAAAUUUUGUCACGACGAAAUUUUUUGUAGUCAAUGUAUAUAUCUCUUGAGAUGAUUUUAGGCAUUAAAACCAAGAAUAUGAAAAAGUCUAACAAAUUGAUAGCCAACUUCCCUACUUCCUGGGAGGGGCUGAGCCCCCCAAAUUUUCGCCAGGAGGGGCUCAAGCGAAAAUUUACUACUUACAAUAAUUAUUUACAUAUCAAAGGAAGUCGGUAUAUCCGGAUCUUACAAUUCGUUGGCGCACAGCGUGUUGCACAAAACUAGCUAAAAUUUUUUGAGUAUAAAAAUUUCAAUUUUGACUGUUGCACGGACAGUUUCUGGAAAUACCACAAGAUGGUAGAGCUACAAAAUAAGGAAGUUGCACUGUUAGAACAAGCAGAAUAUGACCUUAAAAUUUCAAAUUUUUUCAACAAAGAGGAGAUAAACCCAUUUCCUUAUUGAAGGGAAAUUUGGUGAGGGAAUGCUCCAGCGAUUUCUUAAAAAACGUUCUACCUAUGUUUUUUCUUACGUUUAGGAGACGAUUGCUUACAUCACCUCAAAACAAAUGUUAAAAAGUAUUUCCCUCACAGUCUCUAACAGUUUUUUUACGAAAUAUCACCAAGAGCCGCACCGCAUAGUAGUGCCAUUAUAGGCUCUGACAGGCUGUAUGCCACCCCAUUUCAUUUUAUUUAGAAUCAUUUAUGCACGAUAGGCACAAUGAUUGAUUUUCAGGGGGCCGUAUUGAAAACUUUACUUAUCAAAAUCUACCAAAACAGAUAAUAAUUAAAGGAAACUAAUUACAAUCAUGUAUAGACUAAAUACAAUCAUAAACUAUUUAAAAAAAGUUACAGUUAAUAGUUAUAAGCUUCUGUAAGUUGAGACAAAGGAGAGAAAGGAGAGAAAUCUAAACAAUUGCUGUAAUUCAAGACAAUACUAAGAUCAUGGUGUUAGGUCACGUGAUCUUGAAUGGGCUGUCUUCAUCCUCAAAGAUUGGAAAAGAGGUAAAUAUUCUCAAAGAAUUGAAUGCCCAAAAAGCGAUGAUGGUAGCAAAAAGAACUUAAAGGGCAAAUUAUUCUUUUCAGAGUUCUAGCCAGUUCAGCCAUCUUCUUGGUGUUCUGGUUUCCUCUUAUUCCUUGUGAAGUUUCUCCUUGACACUAGCGAUUGUACCCUAUUUGCCAUCAUCUUUUCUAAGUAUGGCGAAGAGGAAGCGGAAGAAGACGAAUAUGAAGCAGAAGAAGA